This is a messenger RNA of Pantherophis guttatus, 1099 nucleotides long. Its product is annotated as histone H2A type 1-H-like. NCBI's taxonomy places the organism in Eukaryota, Metazoa, Chordata, Lepidosauria, Squamata, Colubridae. The record is from RefSeq and is a predicted model, not a curated record. Gene Ontology annotation, cellular component: nucleosome. Gene Ontology annotation, molecular function: structural constituent of chromatin; protein heterodimerization activity; DNA binding.
AAAAGAUAAAAUAAUUGUAGUAAACAUCCUGCUGACCAUAAGAAGUUUUCUAUUGUAAGACGGGAUUGUAGUUUUGUUGCCAAGGAAAAAUCAGCACAAUUAAAAUUAGUAUUAAUAGUGAAGUAGAUGCAGCUGCUUAAAGCCACACUAAUUAUAAAUAGAGAUGUUUAAAAAGAGGCAGUAUUUGCCUCAAGCAAGAAGGAAGUAUUUGGCUGUAUAAAGACACUAGAGAGUAACAUAAGCGGACCAGAAUGUCUGGGCGUGGUAAGAAACAUCCAAAGCCUGCAUUGCCUGCUAGAAUGACCAAGUCAAAAAAAUCCGGCUUGCAGUUUUCUGUGUCCCGAAUUCAGCGGUACCUAAGACAGGGUCAUUAUGCCGAAAGAAUAAGUCCAGGAGCCUCAGUGUACCUGGCUGCAGUCUUGGAAUAUCUGACUGCAGAGGUCAUGGAAUUAUCUGGGAAUGCUGCUCAUCAGAACAAGAAGCAGCGGAUUGGUCCACGCCAUAUCCAGCUGGCAAUAAGGAAUGAUGAAGAGUUGAACAAGUUGUUUACAAAUGUGACAAUUCCUGAAGGAGGAGUUCUCCCCAACAUCCAAGCCCCACUUCUUCCUAAGAAAACAGCACAGUUUAAAGAAGCCAAAGAGGAUGGUCAGUCCCAGGAAUUCUGAAACAUUCUACAUUUUAUCUUGCAAGAACAGACUCUGCUAAAAGGAAAAGACUGGAAAUUGGUUCCGUUUGUAGCAGUUUCCACUGGUUAUCCCCCAAUUAUAUAUAGGGCACACAGUCCUCAAAAGAGGAACAAUGUCCACCUAGCUCUAAUAUAAAUGGCUUUUACUCCUGAAUGGGGCAGAGAACUAGUGGCACAUACCUUUCUAUUUCCAUAGACUAAAUAUUAGUGAUCAUCAUUUAUAGUGUUGUGGGAAUCUUGUUGCAGAAAGCAUAGAUGAUGUCUUAUGUUAACCUGGCUAUCCUCAGGUUGACACUCUUCAGAUAUGUAAUUCUUCAAACUCACAACUUAAGUGGUUUUUUCCUGUUUUUUCAACAGUAAGUAAAAUGGUAUUGGCAAAACCAUUUUGAUAUUCAUCAAAAUGUUGCCUCCAGA